GAUGAUACCAAAUCAAUGGAGCUAAGGUCCCACCUCCAAGAAAAGCACAAAUUUUUUUUCCAAUUUUGAAAUAAAGAAACUUUUCUCAUACCCCCCUUAUUCAAUUUUCCCCCAUCUAAUUACUAUUUCUUUGAUAAAGUUUCAAACUUUUUUAUUUUCUUGGCCUAUUUUUUGCUUAGAAUUCAAUUCCUUUUGUUUGGUUUCUCCUUUUGGUGUCUACUUUUUAUCUUUAUUUCACACUUCCACCAGAAUGUUCCUCUGAACGUGCCAAGAAGAGUUGCCCAUUUCUUCUUUUGUAAUUUUCCCAAGUUUUUAUUCUUCUAUGGAAUGAUGAUUGUGGGGAUAUUGGUAUCUUUAGUGUCAUCUCCAAUUCUUGGGGCAUGACCUACCAUCAAACUGAAUUUGAUAAUUUGUCUGCUCCUUAUUCAUCAGAUUCCUUCAACUUGUGCUGAUUCUUUUAACUAUUUGCAAGUGUUUAUUGCACAUACACCAGUAUCGGAUUCAUAUAGCCAACUCCAACUUGUUUGGGAUUGAGACUUAGUUAUUGUAUUAUGGGCUGGCUAGAAAAGAUAUUUGGAGGUUCCACACACAGGAUCUCUGGUGGACAAUACCAUGGGGGGUAUGAGGGUGGGCAAUAUCACGGUGGCUACAACGGAGGGCAAUAUCAUUCGGGGCAUGAAGGAGAGCAAUAUCAUGGAGGGUAUGAGGACAGUACUAUUUGGGAUGGACCAACUACAUCAGUGGAUGCAUUGUCAGAUUUUGAUAAUGAAGAAAUCGAUCGUGCCAUUGCGCUUUCUCUAGCUGAAGAGGAUCAGAAAGGGAAAAAAGUAAUUGAGAGUGAACCCAACUUGGAGGAAGACGAGGCGCUUGCCAAGGCUCUUCAGGAAAGUUUGAAUGUGGAGUUACCGCCAUCACCACCACCACCACCACCUCGAUAUGAUUAUGGAAGUCUUUUUCCACCAGUCUCAUACUCGUUUCCAUAUGGGUAUAGGAUCUGUGCCGGUUGCAAUGCUGAAAUUGGACAUGGGAGGUAUUUAAGUUGCAUGGGAACUGUUUGGCAUCCAGAAUGUUUCCGUUGCCAUGGUUGCAAUCGACCAAUUUCUGACUAUGAGUUUUCGAUGUCAGAUAACCGUCCAUACCAUAAAUCAUGCUACAAGGAACAGCAUCACCCAAAAUGUGAUGUGUGCAAGAACUUUAUUCCAACAAAUCCGGCUGGUCUAAUUGAAUAUAGGGCUCAUCCUUUCUGGCUUCAGAAGUAUUGCCCAUCGCAUGAAACUGAUGGGACUCCUCGUUGUUGCAGCUGUGAAAGAAUGGAGCCCGUAGAUGCCAGAUAUCUGAUACUUGAUGAUGGUAGGAAGCUGUGUCUCGAGUGCUUGGACUCUUCAAUAAUGGACACUCAUGAAUGUCAACCCCUUUAUCUUGAGAUACAAGAAUUUUAUGAAGGUUUAAAUAUGAAAGUAGAGCAGCAAAUCCCUUUGCUUCUAGUUGAAAGACAAGCAUUAAACGAAGCGAUGGAAGGAGAAAAGAAUGGUCAUUACCACAUGCCUGAGACUCGAGGACUCUGCCUGUCCGAAGAACAGACUAUUAGCACUAUUUCAAGGCGACCACGGAUUGGUGGUUAUCGGAUUUUAGAUAUGUUUACUGAGCCUUACAGGUUGAUUCGACAAUGUGAAGUGACAGCUAUUCUAAUCUUAUAUGGUCUUCCUAGGUUAUUGACUGGUUCAAUUCUGGCUCAUGAAAUGAUGCAUGCAUGGCUGCGGCUUAAAGGUUAUCCGAGUUUAAGUCCAGAAGUGGAAGAAGGUAUCUGCCAAGUUUUAGCUCACUUGUGGUUGGACUCCGAAAUUAUAGCUGGUUCUGGUAGUACUUCAACUUCUGCAUCUUCUUCUGCAUCCUCAUCUUCCUCUUCAUCACCAUCUACUUCAUCAAAGAAAGGGAAACGUUCUGACUUUGAGAAGAAACUGGGUGAUUUUUUUAAGCACCAGAUUGAAUCGGAUACCUCAGCAGCUUAUGGGGAUGGAUUCAGAGAAGGUAAUAAAGCAGUGCUCAAGUAUGGCCUCAAGACAACACUUGAUCACAUACGGCUUACAGGAACCUUCCCAUGUUAAAAUUCAGUCAUUCUGAGCAUUUCCACUUCAACGCGGAUAUUCAAAACGAACCUUCUAUACUAGUUUUGUAGGACCAAAUAGCACAUACAAUUAUAAUCAUAACACAAUAAUGAAAAGGUAAAGAGUAUAAGCAGCAAUAAGAUGCAGAUACGUUUGAUACCACUUGUGUCUACUUCAAGUUGUAUACUUUUUGUUCAUAUAAAGGAAAUCCAAGCAUAGUGUUGCACAAAUAUAUACCUCCCCCCUAGGGCGCUUCAUUUUUUCUUGGAGAAGAGGAAGAUUGAUCUUUGAGGCCUAAUUGACUCCAUGUAUGUAUGGAGCAGAACCAAUUAUGUAGUAUGGUGUUAUAUCGUAUUUGCCUCCUCCUGCAAUUAUAUGGCGGUAUUAUCUUA
Messenger RNA from Capsicum annuum, 2497 nucleotides. RefSeq names its product protein DA1-related 1. The coding region runs from base 552 to 2105 and encodes 517 amino acids. Gene Ontology annotation, molecular function: ubiquitin binding. The record is from RefSeq and is a predicted model, not a curated record. The transcript has 12 exons. Lineage: Eukaryota; Viridiplantae; Streptophyta; Magnoliopsida; Solanales; Solanaceae.